Drosophila busckii is the source of this 2161-nucleotide messenger RNA. RefSeq names its product putative leucine-rich repeat-containing protein DDB_G0290503 (gene qtc). NCBI's taxonomy places the organism in Eukaryota, Metazoa, Arthropoda, Insecta, Diptera, Drosophilidae. The transcript has 7 exons. The coding region runs from base 26 to 2011 and encodes 661 amino acids. The record is from RefSeq and is a predicted model, not a curated record.
AUUGAGGCCGGUAACAGCCGCACCAAUGACGUCGUUGUUGCCAGCAGAUACGUCAUCAAUGGGGCAGCAGCAGCAGAAGGAGUCGCCGUCGUUGCAGCCAACUACACCCACUAACAAUACACGCAUACCCCAACCCCAACCGCAACAGACACAAGCAAACACAACCUUGGCUAUUGCCGCUGUUCUACCAAUCCGUCGUUCCGCCUCCUUGCGCUUGCGCGGCACAAAACCAAGUCAAUCGUCGUCGUCAGGUUCCGCCGGUGAUUUCAGUACGCGCGCCACGUUGCCAACGUCAACAUCGCAGUCGCAAUCCUCGUUCGCUCUACGCGCCAGUGCCGCCGUACAAUUAAAACGUAAUCGCAGCUGCAUCAAUCUAGGACACAAGACGUCGUCGGCCGACGAGCGGGACGCAGCUACGCAUGCAUUAUGCAGUGCUACACAUCGCCUGGACUUAAGUGAAGCCAACAACCUGGAUAUGGCCUCCUCCAAGUCGCGUAAUAUGUCUCUGAAGUUGAACGGCGGCAACGCAGAGACAGCGAGCCACGUAGCCACACCAAAGACGCCCAAGACGCCGCCGCAAAGCGCCAGGAAGCAGCAGGAGCAGCAGCACACAAAGCUGUCCACAGUGCAUGAAGCAAAGAUAUCACCAAAGACGCCGCCAGUUACACCAGAUUCGCCCAGCACUUACCUAGAUGAUGAUCUAGACUCGAUGUAUUCAUUUGCAACGACCACUUCGGGUCGCUCCACCAUGUCCUGUGAGCAUCCCUAUGUAGCCAGAAACGGCACCACUUUCAGUGGUCGCAAGAUGAAGUAUGUGGUGCACUGCUCCAAUUAUGCUGGCCAGGUGGGUGCGGACUAUUUAACGCCCACGCAGCGUGCGCAGCGGCAGAUACGUCGACUAAAGGAGCUGCUCUGCAUAGCGCGCCAGGAUCUGGAGUCGAAGGAUACGGAAAUAUUGCGUCUAACACGUGAAGUGGUUGAGCUGCGCUUGUUCAAGGCUUCGUUGAGUUCGCCAGAGGAGCGUUCCGCUUCCUCAGAUGCAGUAACAGUGCGCGAGGCGGAGCUGAAAACCUCACAGGAUGUUUCACCCAUUGUCGACAUGGUGGAUGAAGCCAAUGCCAAGUGCAGUCGCCAGCAGCAGCAACAACAGCUGCAGGCUAUGCAAAUGUCCGCAGAGAUGCAAAGCUCCUAUGCCGACUCUGGACACUUUGAAGAUCUAACCAUGUCGUCGGUGCACUCCAAGGAUUCGCAAACGCAAAGCGAGCUAUGUGAGAAUAGCACGCCCGAGGCCAGCAGCAGCUUGGAGAACUAUGAGCUGCAGCGCCAGGAGCUAAUACGCAUGUAUGAGCAACGUAUUGAGGACUUGAUACGUAGCCAGGAUGGCAGCACCAGUGAUCUGAAGCGCUCGCAUAACGACAAAGUGGAGGCGCUGCUGCAAAAGCUGGCCGAGUGCAAUACGCGCUACUCGGACAUUGUGCCGGACUAUGAGCAUGCCAAGCAGCGUAUACACGAGCUGGAGAAGCAGCUGGAGCAGCUGCAGCGCAAGCUCGUUGAGCAUGAGGAGAAGCAAAACAAAAUGUAUCUGCAUAUGUAUCAACAGGGACAAGAGGCGGAGCGCAUAUCACGCGCCGAUCAGGCCUUGGAGCUGGCCACACGCCAGCCGGACAGCAAGGUAUCGAUCAAUGAGCUGCUGCAUCAGCUGCAGAGCACACAGGAUGAGCUGGAGAAUAUACGCACCAUUUAUCGUCGUUUGUUGGAGGCGCAAAAGAAUCGCACCCAUGUUGAUCCAGAAGUAAAGCUGCAAUUCCUGAAAAGCGCAAUUUUCUACUUUCUAACGGAUAAGGAGAACUCCCAGGGACAUCUGCAAGCCAUCGAAAGCAUACUGGAGUUCACCGAUGAGGAGAAGCAAAAGAUUAGCCAAGCCAAAUCGCCAAAUUACGCUAAAUUCAUUGUUUUGUUUAAUGGAUAUUUGACGAAUUUAUUUUCAAUUUUAUUUUGUUUUUUGAAAUAAUCUUGAUAAUUGAGACGUAACGCUUUGGCGAUGCAACGAAAAUUUUUAUUGUGAAUAUGUUCUACAUUUUUUUUUGGCUCUAAGGCUUAAGGCAACAAAAGUACGUCCUACGAAAAAAAAACUGUGAAACGCGUGAAGAAACAUGUAAAA